This is a messenger RNA of Camelina sativa (false flax), 1490 nucleotides long. RefSeq names its product scarecrow-like protein 23. Lineage: Eukaryota; Viridiplantae; Streptophyta; Magnoliopsida; Brassicales; Brassicaceae. The record is from RefSeq and is a predicted model, not a curated record.
AAUCAAGCUGUGUUUUAUGUUCACAAAGAGCACUCGAUUAUAACAGUGAAAACGUUACGAAAGAAACUGAUACAUUCCAAAAUACUAUCUUGUCUCCUCUCUUUGAAACUCUCUCAAACCUUUUUCUCUUUUCGAAUCUCCACUUUUCUUCUAUCUUCUUCUUCUCUCUUCAAUGAUUCAUUUCUCAACACUCCUCCUCCAUGACUACAAAACGUAUCAACCGAGAUUUCCCUUCUUCCAAAACACUCGAAAACGACGGUGCCGCCGCUAUCAAACUCCUUAGCUUACUCUUACAAUGCGCUGAAUACGUCGCCACGGAUCAUCUCCGCGAAGCUUCGAUCCUCUUAUCCGAAAUCUCCGAGAUAUGUUCUCCCUUCGGCUCCUCUCCCGAGCGAGUCGUCGCUUACUUCGCGCAAGCUCUACAAACGCGCGUGAUCAGCUCUUACCUCUCCCGCGCGUGUUCUCCACUCUCCGAGAAACCUCUCUCCGUUGCUCAGUCUCAGAAGAUCUUUUCCGCCUUGCAGACGUUCAACUCCGUCAGUCCUCUGAUCAAAUUCUCACAUUUCACGGCGAAUCAAGCGAUCUUUCAGGCCCUUGACGGCGAAGACUCCGUUCAUAUCAUCGACCUCGACGUGAUGCAAGGUCUUCAAUGGCCGGCUCUGUUUCACAUCCUCGCUUCGCGUCCACGAAAACUCCGAUCGAUUCGGAUCACCGGAUUUGGCUCCUCCUCCGAUCUACUCGCUUCAACCGGCCGGAGACUUGCCGAUUUCGCAUCGUCGUUAAACCUCCCGUUUGAGUUUCAUCCAAUCGAAGGCAAGAUUGGAAACCUAAUCGAACCGAGUCAACUCGGGACGAGACAAGGCGAAGCUGUGGUGGUUCACUGGAUGCAGCACCGGUUAUACGACGUCACCGGAAACGAGCUCGAGACGGUGGAGAUUCUACGGAGGCUGAAACCGAAUCUGAUCACGGUGGUGGAGCAAGAAUUGAGCUACGACGACGGAGGAAGCUUUUUAGGGAGAUUCGUGGAGGCGUUGCAUUAUUACAGCGCGUUGUUCGACGCGCUUGGAGAUGGAUUGGGUGAGGAGAGUGGAGAGAGGUUCGCGGUGGAGCAGAUUGUGUUGGCGACGGAGAUAAGAAACAUUGUGGCGCACGGAGGAGGAGGAAGAAAAAGAAGGAAGAGAGUGAAGUGGAGAGAGGAGUUUGAUCGGGUCGGGUUUAGACCCGUUUCGCUUCGGGGUAACCCGGCCACGCAAGCGGGUUUGUUGUUGGGUAUGUUGCCGUGGAAUGGAUAUACUUUGGUCGAAGAGAAUGGAACACUCCGUCUCGGUUGGAAGGAUCUCUCGCUUUUGACCGCCUCUGCCUGGAUAUCUCAGCCGUUCCACUGAUAUUAUUUUCUUCUUCUAAACAGUUAUUUUAAUUUAUUUUAUUUGAACGAAUAAUAAUACAAUGUGGAAAGGCUUUAUUAUUAAAAUGGUCAUCAAUCAUCAUCA